This is a messenger RNA of Nicotiana attenuata, 2535 nucleotides long. RefSeq names its product protein WEAK CHLOROPLAST MOVEMENT UNDER BLUE LIGHT 1-like. The transcript has 5 exons. The record is from RefSeq and is a predicted model, not a curated record. Lineage: Eukaryota; Viridiplantae; Streptophyta; Magnoliopsida; Solanales; Solanaceae. The coding region runs from base 1 to 2535 and encodes 844 amino acids.
AUGCAAGCCCCGGGCAAAAAGGACAUUAGUACAAUUGAAUUGCACUGGAGUUCUAUUCUGAAAACUCCUUCUUCUAAAGGUAAAGAAAUUGUUGAUUCUUCUCGAGAACCUUUAGUUGAUGAAAUCGUACCAAGUGAUUUAUCUUUUGUAAGUGAUAGACAAUCCCUUCAAAAGCAAGUUGCUGGUUUCGACAAAACUGACACAUAUCCUACAUUAGUGACCGAACUUACAAUCCCUACCAUCAGAGGAGAUUGUAACUGGAAAAAUAGUCUUCGAAUGUCAAUUCCUUCCAUAAACCAAAGAAUUUCUUCUUUUAGGAUUGGAUACUCUUUUGUCUAUACUUACCCUUUUACUUUGGGUUUUAAUCCCCCAAUUGACCCAAUCAUCCUCGAUUUUUGCCGUUUCUUUAAUAUUUGUCUGGCCCAAGUUGGUCCUUUAGUAUGGAGAGCAGUGGCUUGUUUGAGAUAUCUUUCUACCAAAGCCACUGUUAAUUUCACCUUUUCUCACCUUAUCCAUUUAUACCACCCUAAUUUGAUACGUCAUGGAGUCAUUACCUUAACUGCGAGAAGCAAGAAGGUUUUGGUAAGUACAGAAGAUGACAAUGAUCGUGGAUGGUAUGCCCGUUACGUUGCUGUGCGUACGGUGGAUUUACUUGGUGAAACAAAUAUUCCCUUCCCUGAGAAGUGGAAUUUGCACGUUGCUCUUAAGGAGCAAAGAACUUGGAAAUCAAUUUCCGCUUUACAUGGCUGGAAAGUUAAAACACACGGAUUUGGUAACAGAGGAAUGACAGCUGAUGUUGUCACAGCCCUUCGCAUGUCUGGUAAUGCUGCACUUGACUUGGACAAGACUCGAACCUUGCUUCAAAAAAGGAAAGCUAUAGGAGAAGGUUCUAAGAAUGAGGAAGAGGGAGGUACCUCGUCAAUAGCUAGGCCACGAAUUAGGAGACGAGUUAUUAAUGAUGAUGAAAUUGAAGAUACUCCUGCUCAAACUUCGACCACCGAGCCUGUUUUGAUUCCUUCAGAUGAAGACACCGUGCCAAGAAACACAAAUGAAUCAACUCAGCAUCUCUUUGAUAGUGGUUUUGAGAGUGGCGAGCUCGGACCUGUUUUCGAUGAAGUUCCUCUUUCUUCAUUCGCACCUAUUUCUUCCAUUCCUUUGCCAACCGUAAGUGUUUCUUUGCCAGCAUUGACUACUUCUGUUCUUUCACCAGUUUUAAUUGCUUCUACUUCCAUUCCUAUAUCUACUUCUUCCGUUCCUGUUCCCACUCCUACGACUCCUGUGGUGUUUACCUUUUCUACUACUCCCCCUUCCGCUGUUCCAUCUUCAUCUGUCCCACAUAUAGAAGUAAGUUCCAGCAAUAGAAGCAUGACCAUGAGGAGUGUCACACUCGAAAUCCCUGCUAAUCAAAGCCUCUUAAGAAAAUCUGGGAGAGCUGAUACUUGGCUCCAACCUCUUAUUGGAGAAAUUGAAAAGAAUAAGAUGCAAAGCCAUAGUUGUUACACUUUGAUGAAUGACAUAGUUCAUUCAACUUUGAAGGCUAAUCUUAUUGGGACUGAAUUGAUGGGGCGAGUUUCUACAUUGGAGAAAAAGGAACGAGAGUCUACAAGGGCUCUAUCUGAGGCUAGGAAAAUAGCUGAGGAUGCAUUAUUUGAGGCAGCAAACUGGAAAAAACAAUUUGAGAGUACCCAAGUGACUGUAGAAGAGUUGCGGGAGAGCAAGGCUCACUUGGAGCAACAAAAUCAUGGCUUAACUUCUGAAUUGGGAAUUGCGAAUGCUUCUUGGGGUCAGCUUAAAGAGGAUAAAGAGCUUCUGGAACGUUCUUUAUCUAGAGCCAAUGAUGAGAUUAAAGAGCUUAAAGCACUCAUGGAGAAGAAAGAAGAAUACGCAAAGGAGUUAGCUCAAAACUUAAGUCAUGCUCAGAAUGAUUUAAGAAUUUCUUCUGAUAGAAUCCGUGCCUUGGAAAGUUCUCAUGCCUCUCUUGAAGCUUCCCUGGAUUCUCAUUUAGCCGAGCACCAAAUAAUGAAAAAUGACCUUGCUAUGUGGGAAAAGGAAUACAAGGCUUUGGAGAAGGAAUAUAAUGCUCUUGAAGAAAAUUUCAACAUAGACGUGAGUUGGGCUUUUCUAAAUUCUCGACGUGAUGCUUUGAUGGAGGCUACACAGGAAAACUUUGACUUGCAAUCUGAGUUGGCCAAAGUCAUAGACACUAUCGAAAAAGGUCAACAACCUGCUGAUACUCCUUCUCCGGCACUUGGAACUAUUGACACCCCCUCUCCAGCACUUGAAGCUCCUGGAACAGAAGAGUGUUUGAACUCCGAAGCAGUUACUGAGGUACUUGAAGUUAUAACUCCAGCUUCCGAAGUUGAAACUUCUAUGACACAGUCUAUGGAAAUUGAAGUUCCUGUGACUGUUACUUCCCUCGUUGAUGUUAUCUCUUCAAGCUCAGCUGAAAUCGCUCCUAUUGCUGCUUCGUCAGAAGUUGUAACCGCACCUGUUAUUGCUUCAGAAAGUGAUGUUACAACUUUUAAUGAUUGUUAA